Messenger RNA from Closterium sp. NIES-65, 5238 nucleotides. Lineage: Eukaryota; Viridiplantae; Streptophyta; Zygnematophyceae; Desmidiales; Closteriaceae. The record is from the annotation of a GenBank genome assembly.
AUGAAUCCCGAAAUCCAAACCCUGAGCAUGGAUUUCCCUGUAGCGCCAACGGCGCAACCCGGGCGGCAAGCGUCCACCAAUGGCGUCGUGCCACGUGUGUGCCACGUCAGCCUGGAGUAUUCCAUUCCAGGGGUGAAUUACUCUGCGUCAGUGGGCGGGCUGUUUAAAGUGGUGGAUCUUUUUAUCCGCAAAUUCCCCUUUCCCCUCUCCUUGAUCGUUCCGCGCCUGGCGGAUUUCCCGCUGCCGAGCCUCCCCCCAGCCGAGCCUGCGAAGCAAGGCGUCUCACAACUUAUCCCCUCCUUUCCCCCUUGCAUCGCAACUCUCCCCCCACUCUUCCCAUCGCUUCCGCUCCCUCUCGAUCUCCCCCACUCCUCCCCUCCUCCCCCCUCCCCCACUCUCGCGCCUCCCCCCCCCCCAGGUGCGCCAGUGCCAGCGCGGAGAUGGUGCUGUAUUCCGCCUGGAGCCAGGCAGUGGCGCAUGCUGCUCACGUCAUUGCGCCCCACGCUGACGUCAUACACCUGCAUGACUACCACGCUGCAACAACCCCACCAGCAGCAGCAGCAGCAGCAGCAACAGCAGCAGCAGCCGGAGCAGGAAGGGGGGGGAGAGGAGAUGCCGUUUCCUGCCUUUUGCAUCACUCUGCACAACGGUGACUUUCAGUCCACCUACUUCUCCUCUCCUCUCCUUCCCCUCUCCUCCUGUCCUCCUCCCCUCCUCCCCACCUCCUCCUCUCCUCCUCCUCUCCCUUACUCUGCCGCCCACCAGGAGUGGGUUCUGUCCACAUUCAAUGUAUCUGCAUUCGAGUUCCGCACCUACUGCUGCCACAGCAACACAUUCAACAUGCUGCAUGCCGCCCUGACCAUCCUCCAAGCCUGCCAGGCAGGCUCGGGGCUGGUAACCGUAUCGGAACACUACGCAGAGAGGCUGAAACGAAAGCUGAGCCUCUUUUGGGGGGUGGAGCGGAUUGUGAGUAUAAUGAAUGGGGUGGAUGAGGAGGAGAAUCCGGGGUGGGGGUUGAUGGAGAUAGCAGGGAGGAAGAGGGAGGCAAAGAGAAGUGUUAUGGAAGCGUAUGGGUUAGGGGUGAAGGGAGUGGAAGGAGGUGAGAGAGGGUGGGCGGGAGGGAGAGGAGGGGGAGUGGGAAGGAUAGAAGAGGGUGAGGGAGGAGGAGGAGAGGCGGUGGUGGUGCAGGUGGAGGGAGGAACGUUAUCAGAGGCGGACAGCGGCAGUCGUCUGUUUGUGUUCCUGGGGCGGCAGAGCUACCAGAAGGGCAGUGACCUGAUAGCGGCGGUGGCUGCACGCGUGUUGAGGGAGCAUCCUACGGCGAGCCUGGUGGUGCUGGGUCCCUGCACUGACUCACACGGACGACUGGCUGUGCAGAUCCUCUCCCGCCUGGCCGCCACAGCCUACCCCAACCGUCUAUACGCGUCUAAUACAGUGGUGACAGCGCGGGAGCGGGCAGCACUGAUGGCAGGAGCGGACUUUGUGCUGCUGCCCAGCCGCUUCGAGCCCUGCGGGUUGACAGACGUGGAGUUUGCUUGGAAGGGCGCGCUCGGGUGCGGCUUUCAAGUGGGUGGGCUGGGCAAGACCCCGGGGUUCUACCAGCCGCUCCAGUCGUCGUGCCACGAGCACCAGCAGCAGCAGCUUCUUCUUUUGAGGCGCCUCAAACAUCGUUUUUCUGGUGGGCUGGGCAAGACUCCAGGGUUCUACCAGCCGCUCCAGUCGUCGUGCCACGAGCACCAGCAGCAGCAGCUGCUUGCUGCGAUCAAUGCUGCCAUGGCCGCCCCCCCGCUCCUGCUCUCCCUCAUGCAGGCGCAUGCCACGCUGCUGCGCUUUUCGCCGCAGCACAUGUUCUCCCAGUACCUUCAGUGCUACAUGGACGCCAUUCAAGCCUCUUCCUCCUCCUCCUCCUUCUCCUGCUCCUCCUCCUCCUCCGCCUCCUACCCCACCUUCCUCCCUUUCUCCCCAAGCACCUCGCUGUUCCAAGCCUGCUGCUGCCUCCCAUCCCCCCCUUCGUCCUUGCUCCCACACCAGUCCAUCCUCCCUUCAAGCCUCCCUUCUAACCUCCAUCUAAACCUCCCUCCAAACCUCCCUCCAAACGUCCCUUCAACUGCGAACGCCCCCCUCGCAUGCACAUUCCUCGGCCCACCACUGCCCUCUUCCCUGUCCCCUCUCCUUCCCCCCUCCCAUCCUCCCCUCGCCCUCUGCCCCAUCGACCUCCUCUCCUCACUCUCCCACUCCACCAAGGCUCUCUUUAAGAAGCUUCUCUGGUCUUUCCUCCUCGCUGUUGCGUCGUGGGGGAGGGUCUGUGGAUUCAGGCAGCGGCACGGGUGUGCAGGGGGCGGGCAGCGGCUGCGAAAGCAUGGGCGUGGCGGAGUGGGCGGAGGGGUGCGCGCUCCCCAUCCCCCUCCUUCACCCCCUUCCCUCUCCUCCCUUUCCUAUGCUUCUUCCGUCUCUUUCUCCUCUCCUUCCUCCUCCUCUUCCUCCUCCCCCUCUUCCUCCUCUCCCUCUUCCUUUUCCCCCUCUUCCUUGUCCCCCUCUCCCUCUUCUCCAUCUUCUUCCUCCCCCUCUUCCUCCUCCCCCUCUUCCUCCUCCCCCUCCUCCUCCUCCCCCUUCUCCUGUACGCCUUCAUGCCCUUCCUCGUCCCCAAUCCCUACACCCUCUUCCUUCCCCCUUCCUCCUCCCACCUCCCAUCAUCAAUACCUUCCCUCUCUCCUCCACCGCCUCUACUCCUCUCUCCCUUCUCUCCCCUCUCUUCCCUCCUUCCUCACUCGCUCACAGAACCACUUCUUUCUCCUGCCAGCUCAACCCUCUCACUCUUCCUCCUCCUCCUCCUCCUCAUCCUCCCUGCAACCACCUUCUGGACAAUCGCAUUCGAUACAAUCACCUUCGGUGCCAGCACCUUGUGGCAUCCCUCACGUUUCAGUCGCACUGGAGUUCCCAGGGGAGCGAAGAGAUGGGGACGAGUCUUGGUGGGAUGGAGAGGAGGAGGAGGAGGAGGAGGAGGAGGAGGAGGAGGAGGAGGAGGAGGAGGAGGAGGAGGAGGAGGAGGAGGAGGAGGAGGAGGAGGAGGAGGAGGAGGAGGAGGGAGAGGGAGAAGAACAGGAGGAAGAGGAGGAGGAGGAAGAGGAGGAGACAGGCGACUGUGACUACCAGGAGUGUACCUUUGAGGCAUUGCUUAGGGAGGAUGGGGAGGAUGGGUGUUGCUACGAGGAAAGCACGCCUCACAUGAUGACAAGUGUGGCAGAAAAAUCCACCGGUGCUGGUACUCCCGGCAGUAGCAGCACCAGCAUGGGCUUUGAAACGUCGCACAUGUCUGGCUGUAGCAGCACCAGCAUGGGCUUUGAAACGUCGCACAUGUCUGGCUGUAGCAGCACCAGCAUGGGCUUUGAAACGUCGCACAUGUCUGGCUGUAGCAGCACCAGCAUGGGCUUUGAAACGUCGCACAUGUCUGGCUGUAGCAGCACCAGCAUGGGCUUUGAAACGUCGCACAUGUCUGGCUGUAGCAGCACCAGCAUGGGCUUUGAAACGUCGCACAUGUCUGGCUGUAGCAGCACCAGCACUGCCGGUACAGGAUCCGUGCUUGAUGCUGAUUGCGCUGAGUGCGCUGAGUGCGUUCAAGGGGUUGUUGAAGGAGUAGGGGAUGAAGAGGAGGCACUUCUCCGCUGUACGGAUGAAGAGGAGGCACUUCUCCGCUGUACGGAUGAAGAGGAGGCACUUCUCCGCUGUACGGAUGAAGAGGAGGCACUUCUCCGCUGUACGGAUGAAGAGGAGGCACUUCUCCGCUGUACGGAUGAAGAGGAGGCACUUCUCCGCUGUACGGAUGAAGAGGAGGCACUUCUCCGCUGUACGGAUGAAGAGGAGGCACUUCUCCGCUGUACGGAUGAAGAGGAGGCACUUCUCCGCUGUACGGAUGAAGAGGAGGCACUUCUCCGCUGUACGGAUGAAGAGGAGGCACUUCUCCGCUGUACUGGUGGCGCUGAUGGUGCUUCUGUUGGGGAUUUCCGUUCUCGCUGUAACAGCAGCAGCACUGGCAGGGGAAAUGUGCUUGAUUGUGAGUGCGUUCAGGGGGUUGUUGAGGGAGCAGGGGAGGAAGAAGAGGCACUUCUCCGUUGUAACGGUGGCGCUGAUGGUGCUGCUGGUGGUGCCUUCGGUUCUGUUGGUGCUCGUGAUGCUGGCGGUGCUACCGAAACCAUGGCAUCAGCAGGAGCAGCGGGUGCGGCAGUAGCAUCGGGUGCGGCAGUAGCAUCGGGUGCAGGACCAAAAACAGCAGAAGCACAGGUAGCAGCACGCUUAGAAGCACGCUCAGCAGCGCUUGCAGCAGGGUCGAUACAGCUGAAAUCUCAUCACUCGCAGCAGCACAGUUGCAGGAACGGGAGGACGUGCACGCACGCUUUUUCUGGCAACGCACGGAUCAUACAAGGAGGAGAAAUCGUGGGUGGGAGCACAGGAAAGGCAGCGUUAGCAAGGAGGAGAAAGAUUGCCCGGGGGAUCGCCCGGGGGAGACUUAGUCAAGGGGAUAGAAGCAGCAGGGUGCUGGGAGGGUGGUUUGAACAGGUGGUGCUGCUGGCAUGUGCUGCAACGGCCCUUCUUCCAGGAUGCAUGGUGCUGUUGAUUGCUCUGCACCGCUGGUGGCCUCUUCCUCUUCCCCUUCCUCUUCCUCUCCCUCCUCCUUCCUCUCCUCUUUCUCACCUGAUCCCAUACCCUCCUGGUGCUUCUCCCUCUGAGAUCCUCCGGGGAAUCACCGUUGGUACGAACACGUACCCACUCACCAUCUCCUCUCCUGACUCUCUCUCCUCUUCUCUCUCCUCCGCUCUCUCCUCCCCUCUCUCCUCCACUCUCUCCUCCCCUCUCGCCUCCUCGCCUUACCCCUCUCCUCCACACCCUCUCCCGUCUCCCUCCCUCCUCCUCUCCCUCUUCUCCUCUGUGUUCUCACUCUCCUCUCUCCUAUGGUCCCAUGUCGCGCUGCACCACUCUCCCCUCACGCUCAUACGGGUAGCCAUGCUUGGUUCAUGCGCCUCCAUGCUCCUCCUCUCCUCCGUCGCCCUCCCUCACUUCCCCUUCCUAAGCACGUAUAACCUCAGCAGCAGCAGCAGCAGCAGCAGCAGCAGCAGCAGUAAUUUGUUGCUGCGACUGGCCCUGGUGUCUCUCCCUCUAGCCUUCUUCUCAGCCUGCUCCGGCCCUGUGCUUAACGGUGAGUGCAAGCUCCAAGGCGUUUUGUAUUUUGAGUCGACUCAUUGA